AUAAAGUCGAGUAGGUUACACCGAUUUCCCUCAAUGCAUGAGCAACACGCGGCAGAUAGCGUCUCACGGCACGAAGUUCAAGAUAUAAGCCUCAAUGAUCAAUGGCAUUGACUCUUGAGGCUGCAUUAACUUCAACUCCUUGCCGCCCCCCCGCCCUCUACCGUAUUUGAAACAAUACAUGCUCGUAAGGACGCUGCUGAGGAGGCGCGUCGCUAGCGGACACCGCUUCCAAUGUAGUCGGAUCACGCUACGGCAUGCCAGCAAUGACGGUCGGCGGCGUAGGGGAGUCGGAGGAGGUGGGAAUGGCCCGCCCGAUCAUCACGGCGUGAAGCGUAUCAAAGUCGGUCCAAACAAUGGCGCACUCUCCCUUGCCGAGCAGCUCUUCCCAAAAACGAAGAAGGAUGCAGGCGACGAAGAGCGUCCACCCCGAGAAAUUCCUCGAUUACCCCUGGAAAGUCCAAACAUGCCAAAACGCAUGACUCGCUCAGAUCACAACAUCUUCCACGAUCGACCAAUGAUGCCGCAACUUGAACGUGAGAUCCGACGUCAAGAUGAACUCUCUCCCGAGAUCACUGUCCUGGUUCUCCGUAACGCGAGCAAGAACCUUGUGGAAGAGGACUUCCGCCGCCUCGUCCCGCAAGGCCAGCACAUGGAAGGCUGGAUGCUCGAACAAGGCGACAUCAUCAAGGUGCUACCGGGUCGAGAUUUAGCCACACUCGAACAGGGCAACUACUAUUAUCUCCUCUUCAAGAACCGACUGAGCGCCUUCACCUACCAAGGUCACGUCUCCAGGAUGUUUCAGAUUGUGGCGCAACAGACGCCUACUUCCACCGCAUCGCAGAUCCCGCCACCUCCUGGGUAUAAAGUGCUAGGCAUGGACGCUCACGCUGUCCUGCAAGCCUUCACCCUCGUACCAGCGAGUCAGAAGAUGGACCUGAGGAUGCUGUCGCACCCGAUGACGCCGGCGAUGGACAGUCUAGUCAAGCACCAGGGCUACAAAGCACUUGUGAGGCGCCCUGACAGGAUGCCUUUCGAAGUGCGCUUGACGCUGGAGGGACCGCAGCUUCAGGUCCCUGCCAUCCGCCAUGUCCUCGUGGAGACUGCUAAAGACCGCUCGCUACCCUGGUCUGGUGGGGAUGACAACGUACCCAGGAUCACGAAAUGGGAACCAACCAACCCUGCCACCACUAGGGAUAGGCAUAGUCCGAAAGCCGGGGCUGUACCGGCGCCUGAUGCAAGCGAACUUGCGGCAACCUCUGGCGACCAUGUAGAGGAAACGAGAAGAUCUCCGCAGCUAGUCUACAUCCUGGGCUUCUGCACUGAGUUGGCUGCCCAGCGGUUUCUGAGGUACUGGCAUCGACGGCCCAUGACGUUGUCGGAGGAUGGGAUUGAGCAUGGCCACUAUGACGAUAUAGCACCGAUCACCAAUGUAGAGAUGCUUUGGUAA
This is a messenger RNA of Baudoinia panamericana UAMH 10762, 1447 nucleotides long. RefSeq lists its product as uncharacterized. The record is from RefSeq and is a predicted model, not a curated record. Bases 179 to 1447 code for a protein of 422 amino acids. The transcript is spliced from 2 exons. Lineage: Eukaryota; Fungi; Ascomycota; Dothideomycetes; Mycosphaerellales; Teratosphaeriaceae.